This is a messenger RNA of Impatiens glandulifera, 2028 nucleotides long. Its product is annotated as protein NRT1/ PTR FAMILY 6.2. NCBI's taxonomy places the organism in Eukaryota, Viridiplantae, Streptophyta, Magnoliopsida, Ericales, Balsaminaceae. Bases 134 to 1936 code for a protein of 600 amino acids. Gene Ontology annotation, biological process: oligopeptide transport; transmembrane transport. Gene Ontology annotation, molecular function: transmembrane transporter activity. The record is from RefSeq and is a predicted model, not a curated record. Gene Ontology annotation, cellular component: membrane. The transcript has 6 exons.
AUUGGUGGUGGGAAAGGUCACUUUUAGAUUAGCCACUUAACUAUUGGAUUUUUUUUGCCUAUAAAAACCCUAAUAUCCCCCAAGAGAAAUGUCACAAUUAUUUCAAUAGAAUUCAAUAAUCAUUGCUACCAAAAUGGAUGUGAAGACGAGUUUGAUCGUGGCUGACGCUGUAGACCAUAAAGGAUUCCCGGCAGACAGGACCAAAACCGGCGGUUGGGUCACGGCUGCAUUGAUCCUAGGGAUUGAAGUAUGUGAAAGGCUGUCCACAAUGGGAAUAGCAGUUAACCUUGUGACCUACUUGAUUGGAACAAUGCAUUUACCAAGUUCAACCUCAGCCAACAUUGUCUCAGAUUUCAUGGGCACCUCUUUUCUCCUAUGUCUUCUCGGUGGUUUUCUCGCCGAUUCUUUUCUAGGCCGAUACAAAACCAUCGCUAUCUUCACCGCCAUCCAAACCCUAGGAACCGGAGCAUUGGCUAUCGCGACGAAAUUGCCUCAGUUUCGCCCAACAACAUGCGAUCACACUCGUCUAGUAAACAACGAGUGCGAACAGGCCACAGGAUUUCAGAUGGGAAUCUUGUACUUAGCGCUAUACUUAAUAGCGCUAGGUACGGGUGGCCUGAAGUCGAGCAUAUCUGGAUUUGGUACGGACCAGUUCGACGAUAAGGAUCCGAAGGAGAAGACCCACAUGGCGUAUUUCUUCCAGAGGUUCUUCUUCUUCAUCAGCAUCGGUACUCUAAUGGCGGUUACGGUUCUUGUGUACAUACAAGAUCAAGUUGGGAGGAGUUUGGCAUAUGGGAUUUGCUCGAUUUCAAUGUUUAUAGCACUCUUGAUUUUCUUGUUUGGGACAAAGAGAUAUAGGUAUAAGAAUAGCCAAGGAAGUCCCAUUGUUCAUAUUUGCCAAGUGAUUGCUGCUUCAAUAAGGAAGAGAAAGUUGGAUCUUCCUUAUAGUGUUUCAAUGUUGUAUGAGACCAAUCUUGAGGAAUCAAGAAUCCAUCAUACAGAUCAAUUCCAUUUUAUGGACAAGGCAGCCAUUGUUGAAGAAGGAGACUUUGAAGAGAAGAACUUUAAUGGAGUUCCAAAUCCAUGGAAGCUUUGUACAGUGACAAGAGUGGAAGAAGUGAAGAUGAUGGCAAGAUUGUUACCAGUAUGGGCCACUACUAUCAUGUUUUGGACAACAUAUGCACAAAUGAUAACAUUCUCAGUUGAACAAGCUUCAACUAUGGAUAGAUCAAUUGGAAGUUUCCAGAUCCCUGCUGGUUCUUUAACGGUCUUCUUUGUCGCCGCCAUUCUCAUCACCCUCGCCGUCUACGACCGCCUUGUCAUGCCACUCUGGAAAAAGUGGAAAGGAAAACCAGGUUUCACGAACCUACAAAGAAUUGCAAUAGGGUUAAUUCUCUCAAUCCUAGGAAUGGCAGCUGCAGCAUUAGCCGAGAAAAAACGUUUAGCCGUCGCACACCGACAGAGCCACCCGAUCGCCACCCUUCCAGUGAGCGUAUUCAUAUUAAUCCCUCAAUUCUUCUUAAUAGGAGCUGGAGAAGCAUUCAUAUACACAGGACAGUUAGAUUUCUUCAUAACACAAUCCCCCAAAGGAAUGAAAACGAUGAGUACCGGUCUUUUUCUCACAACCUUAUCAUUAGGAUUCUUCGUUAGUAGUUUUCUAGUUUCGGUUGUGAAAAGCGUGACGGGUGGAGGAGGAGUGGCGGGGAAUGGUGAAGGGUGGUUGGCUGAUAAUAUAAAUAAUGGGAGACUUGAUUGUUUUUAUGGUUUGUUGUGUGUUUUGAGUUGUAUAAAUGUUGUAAUAUUUUUGAUAUGUGCUGUUUGGUAUAAGCCACGUCACGAGAAGAAACCGAUGAUCGGCAAGGGACAGGGCGGCUGCGGUGGUGGUAUGGAGAUGAUUGAUAAUAAAGGCGGUUUAGGUAAUGAAGAGAAGUGUUAAUUAGCUAUGUUUUUGUUGAUCAUUUCUUGUGGCUAAAUUUCCUGUUUUAUUUGUUUUGUAUGGUAUAAGGAAUGAAUUCAAUAUUAUUAUUA